Molecule: messenger RNA, 1158 nt
Organism: Fusarium sp. VM40
Lineage: Eukaryota; Fungi; Ascomycota; Sordariomycetes; Hypocreales; Nectriaceae
Source: the annotation of a GenBank genome assembly
AUGGGCCUCGAAGAGAUCUUCACCAAAGCAGUUCGCGACAGAAAGUUUCAACAAGCCGCCCUCGAGGUGGCCAGCAGCUGUGCUUCGGCCACGCCCGUUAUAAAAAUCGUCCAGGCUGCGAACAAGAUCUCCAAGAUUGGAGAUGUCGUUCAGCAUGCCAACGACUUUCUCUCUAGCGCGUCACAGACGGUAAAGGGAGCCCAGGCUAUCCUACCGCAGAUGCACAUCAUGGGCCAGUCCCUGGUGGACAGUGCAAGACUAUUCAAUCAAUUUUCUAUGGUGGCGACGACGCUGGGCGUGGGCGCGAAUAUUAUCCAGACAUACCAGGGCGUUCAGGCUUUGAACCUCAUCGCCGCCAAGCUCGGUGACAUAUCAAAUAGCCUCGAGGCACAGGCGGCCCUCACAGCUCAACGAGAUUUCCCACAAUACGUCUUCGAUAUGAUCCGAGAACGACUAAGUCAGUCAAGUGUCGACACAGAACGCGAGCACUGGUUCUUCCUCUAUCAUCCCGACACCGACUGGUAUCCCAAGUUCUUCCACCUCGUCGAGGAAAAGCCUUUAAGUCCAAGAUUCUGCGGCUACACCAACCAACUCGACACUGUCUUCAUGUUCAUGCUCGCAGCCCGAGAGCGCAUCAACAAGCGAGAAGCCUACAAAGCACGAAAAAAGCAGUACUGCCGCCCUGUUCAGCUCCAUCUUAUAGUACCAGCAUACCAAACGAUCUUAAUACCCGAGCCCAUCGUGAUUCCCGAAGAGAUUGGAGAUUUCGUCAUCGAAGGUCGCAUCAACAGCAACAGACCCUUUGUGUGGCUCAACCUCCCCGAAAGCCAACAGCAUUUCACAUUCGAUGUCGGCAAGUGGAGCCAACCGCCACCUGGACUAUGGGAGAAAACCUUGGAGUGGAUGGGCAUGUCGGACAAGCCAAAGAUUUCGGACAUUCCACGCGUUCUGGGAGUCGGAGAGAAGAUCGAGAUGAUCGAGGACGAGAAGGCAGAAAUUACGAUCCAGGCGAUACAAGACGACGGUUCGAUGGAGAUUGUAAAGAGGGCAGGCACCGAAUCAACACUCGAACUGGCGAUGGUGGAUAAGCAACAAUCGAUGCCGCUACAUCAAGGCCGUCGAAGUCGUCGCUGGCGCCGUCGCGACAGCAGCCGUUAG